Drosophila hydei is the source of this 2565-nucleotide messenger RNA. RefSeq lists its product as uncharacterized. The coding region runs from base 77 to 2185 and encodes 702 amino acids. The record is from RefSeq and is a predicted model, not a curated record. NCBI's taxonomy places the organism in Eukaryota, Metazoa, Arthropoda, Insecta, Diptera, Drosophilidae. The transcript is spliced from 6 exons.
CGCAGCAAGCAACAGCAGCAGCAGCAGCAGCAGCCGGAGUCGACGCAGCAAAACACACACAACGAUCUCUACCGGGAUGCUGCUACUCUCGCUGGGAUUGGCCAUGCUGAUGGCCCUGCCCGGCCAGGUCGCGGCACGUAUGGCCUUCGAGAAGCUGACAGAUUACGAUUUUGCCGGCACCACGUACUACAGCGUCAAGAAUCUAUCGCUAUACGAAUGCCAAGGCUGGUGCCGUGAGGAGGCCGAUUGCCAGGCGGCCGCAUUUAGCUUCGUUGUGAAUCCAUUGUCGCCGUCGCAGGAGACGCACUGCCAGCUGCAGAACGACUCAUCGGCAGCCAAUCCCUCCGCAGCGCCUCAGCGCUCAGCCAAUAUGUACUACAUGGUGAAGCUGCAGCUGCGCAGCGAGAACGUUUGCCAUCGUCCUUGGUCGUUCGAGCGCGUGCCCAACAAGAUCAUACGCGGCCUGGACAAUGCUCUCAUCUAUACCAGCACCAAGGAGGCCUGUCUGUCCGCCUGCCUGAAUGAGAAACGCUUCAUUUGCCGCUCCGUGGAAUACGAUUACAACAAUAUGAAGUGCGUGCUCAGCGAUUCGGAUCGUCGCAGCUCGGGUCAGUUUGUCCAGCUGGUGGAUGCCCAGGGCACGGACUACUUUGAGAAUCUGUGCCUGAAGCCCGCGCAGGCAUGCAAGAAUACACGCUCAUUUGCCAAUGCACGCAUGGGCGUCUCCGAGGAGAAGGUAGCUCAAUAUGUCGGUCUGCACUACUACACGGACAAGGAGCUGCAGGUGACAUCCGAGUCGGCCUGCCGUCUGGCGUGCGAAAUUGAAUCGGAAUUUUUGUGCCGCUCCUUCCUCUAUUUGGGUCAGCCACAAGGUGCCCAAUACAACUGCCGUCUCUACCACUUGGAUCACAAGACUCUGCCCGAUGGUCCAUCCACUUAUCUGAAUCACGAGCGUCCCCUGAUCGAUCAUGGCGAGCCCAUUGGCCAGUACUUUGAGAAUCAGUGCGAGAAGUCGGCAGCAAGCGCUGGCGCUGGCUCUGGCAGCACACCACCCGGCACACUGGACAAGAUCGAUACGCUGCCCGUCAGCCUGGACACCAUCGAGGACCCCAAUCUGACCAACAUGACGCGCAACGAUGUCAACUGCGACAAGACCGGCACCUGCUAUGAUGUUUCCGUGCACUGCAAGGACACACGCAUUGCUGUACAGGUACGCACCAACAAGCCAUUCAAUGGACGCAUCUACGCUCUGGGCCGCUCAGAGACCUGCAACAUCGAUGUCAUCAACUCAGAUGCCUUCCGCCUAGAUCUAACCAUGAUCGGUCAAGACUGUAACACACAGAGCGUGACCGGCGUCUACUCGAACACGGUGGUGCUGCAGCAUCACAGCGUCGUGAUGACCAAGGCGGACAAGAUCUACAAGGUGAAGUGCACAUAUGACAUGAGCUCCAAGAACAUUACCUUCGGCAUGAUGCCCAUACGCGAUCCCGACAUGAUUCACAUCAACUCGUCACCCGAGGCGCCACCACCAAGGAUUCGCAUUCUGGACACUCGUCAGCGCGAGGUGGAAACUGUGCGCAUUGGAGAUCGUCUCAACUUCCGCAUCGAAAUACCAGAAGAUACUCCCUAUGGCAUCUUCGCUCGCAGCUGUGUUGCCAUGGCCAAGGAUGCACGCACCAGCUUCAAGAUCAUCGACGACGAUGGUUGCCCCACAGAUCCCACCAUCUUCCCCGGCUUCACCGCCGAUGGCAAUGCGCUGCAGUCGACCUAUGAGGCAUUCCGCUUCACCGAGAGCUACGGCGUCAUCUUCCAGUGCAACGUCAAGUACUGCCUGGGUCCCUGUGAGCCGGCCGUCUGCGAAUGGAACAUGGAAUCAUUUGAGUCUCUAGGCAGAAGGCGUCGUCGUUCUAUUGAGAGCAACAACACCAAGAGCGAAGAUCAUAUGAACAUUUCCCAGGAGAUCUUGGUCUUGGACUUUGGCGAUGAGAAACGUGAAUUCUUCAAGGCGGAUCCAAGCACGGACUUUGCCAAAGACAAGACUGUCACCAUCAUCGAGCCAUGCCCCACGAAGACGUCUGUGCUAGCGCUGGCCGUUACCUGUGCGCUCAUGAUCCUGCUCUAUAUCUCCACAUUGUUCUGCUACUACAUGAAGAAAUGGAUGCAGCCACAUAAAAUCGUAGCAUAAGUUAAGGCGCAACACAACACUGAAAGCAAUAUGUAGAAGAAGAGGAGAGGAAAAAAAAAGGAAAACAAAAACCAUACAAGAACACAAAUUGUCACCAUUCCACACAGAGAUAUAUACACACACCCACACACACAUACUCGCCUACUCUCUCACACGCUAUGUCUAUUUCUCUCGCCUAUGGCACGCUUGUCAGCGCUCAGCGCUCUCUCACGAGAGAGAAACCGGCAAUGAGAGCAACAGUGCAGUUAAUCAGGAAACGGAGCCUCAGCUUCGCUUUGCAAUGGAAAACAAUUGAAGAAGUUAAAAAGAACGAACUAUGAAAGAGAAGUUGGAAUUAAAGAAGAUGGAGAAAGUUCCCAUAACACAAACCCAAACUUACA